This is a messenger RNA of Solea solea (common sole), 4389 nucleotides long. RefSeq names its product SNF-related serine/threonine-protein kinase-like. The record is from RefSeq and is a predicted model, not a curated record. Gene Ontology annotation, molecular function: protein serine/threonine kinase activity; tau-protein kinase activity; ATP binding. Gene Ontology annotation, biological process: microtubule cytoskeleton organization; intracellular signal transduction; protein phosphorylation. Bases 505 to 2865 code for a protein of 786 amino acids. The transcript has 8 exons. Gene Ontology annotation, cellular component: cytoplasm. Lineage: Eukaryota; Metazoa; Chordata; Actinopteri; Pleuronectiformes; Soleidae.
CUGUUUAGCGACGCUCAUUUGACGCGACCGACAGCGCAGGAGGAGAAAGAGGGAGGGUGAACGAAAAAGAGGCUGGUCGUGUUGACAGUGUGACAGAUUCACACACACAGGGACUCAGCGUAAACCUUCCCUCUGUCCCUCUGUCUUUCCGUCUGUCUCUCUCUCCGUGUGUCUGUCUCUCUGUCUGUCUUCACUGAGCGGCAACACAAGCGUCAGCGUCGGUGAAAGCCUGCAGCUCAUCGCCCGGAGCCGCGCACUUUCUCUCCCGCAGUUGUUCCAGGCGCUGACUCAGAUUCUUCUCCGAUCAACAGUAGACUGGAACUCACCUUCAAACCCUUAAAGCUACCAUAAGAAGACCCACAGUGGGCCUGCAGUCAACUGAACCACUACUACAAACCCUCACCUCACCUCACUUCAGUUCACUCAAGAGGAAAAUGGAGAACUGACCCGAGGACCAGCAGGCAACAGAAAGCAGCUCCUCCCUCCCCCCAUUCACUAGCAGCCAUGGCGGGGUUCAAACGUCAUCAUGACGGGAAGAUUGCUGGGCUGUAUGACCUGGACAAGACUCUUGGCCGCGGCCAUUUUGCCGUGGUGAAACUGGCGCGACAUGUAUUCACUGGUGAAAAGGUUGCGGUAAAGGUGAUAGAUAAGACGAAGCUGGACCCAGUGGCUCGGGGUCACCUUUUCCAGGAGGUGCGGUGUAUGAAAAUGGUGCAACACCCCAACGUAGUGCGUCUGUACGAGGUCAUUGACACGGCCACUAAGCUCUACCUCAUUCUGGAGCUGGGAGACGGAGGAGACAUGUACGACUGCAUCAUGAAGCACGACGGAGGACUCAGUGAAGAGGUUGCCAAGUGUUACUUUGCCCAAAUUGUCCACGCCAUCUCCUACUGUCACCGGCUCCAUGUGGUACACAGGGACCUGAAGCCAGAGAACGUGGUGUUUUUUGAGAAGCAGGGUGUUGUCAAGCUCACCGACUUCGGCUUUAGCAACCGGUUUCAGCCCGGGAAAACACUCAACACCUCCUGUGGCUCGCUGGCCUACUCUGCUCCUGAAAUACUGCUGGGCGACGAGUAUGACGCUCCUGCAGUAGAUAUAUGGAGUCUGGGGGUGAUCCUGUUCAUGCUGGUCUGUGGUCAGCCGCCGUUCCAGGAGGCCAACGACAGCGAGACGCUCACCAUGAUCAUGGACUGUAAAUACACGGUGCCUCCACACAUCUCCACCGCGUGCAGAGAUCUCAUAGGCCAUAUGCUGCAGAGGGACCCCACGAGACGAGCGACGCUCGAGCAGAUCCAGGCCCACGAGUGGCUCCAAGGCGUCGACCCCUCCCCGGCCACCAAGCUGUCCACUCCUCUGGUGUCGCACCGCAGCCUGUCGGAGGAGGAGCACGGCUCCAUCAUUCAGCGCAUGGUGCUGGGUGCCAUCGCAGACAGAGACACCAUCACUGAGGCUCUGGAGUCAAAUCAGUACAACCACAUCACAGCGACUUACUUUCUGCUGGCUGAGAGGAUGCUGAGGGACCGGCAAGAGAAGGAGCUACACAGCCAGACGCGAUCACCCAGCCCCAGCAAGGCCCAGUUCAGACAGUCCUGGCCCACGAGAGUGGACGUUCACCAGGAUGUCAAUGACGGUUUGGGGGGUCCUUCCAUGUCCCACCCGGGGGGGCCACAGUCCCCUGCCCGUAGUGCCGAGAGCCUCCACAAAGGCCCCAGGCCCAAAACAGCUCUGCUGGACAUCAGCCAGCGGCAGGAGAGCCGCACUAAAUCAUCCAGCCAAGAGAGGGGGCUGCGGCCUCUGCCAAAGCCCCACUCCAACCCUAACAGACUGGGCUCUCUGAUCUCAGGGGGCUCUGGUAAAACACGCAGUCCCAGUCUCUUCAGUGUGGAAGAGGAUGAGGAGGAGGACGGGGAGGAAGACAAAUUCUCCUCCGCUCUGCCGCAGGUGGUGCUUCGGAGCAAAACCUCGUCCUCCGGUAACCGGCUGUCUUCUCGUAUGAGCGCUCCAGUCCUGAACCAGAUACACGAGGAGAUUAAAGAGGAGGACGAGGACGAGGAGGACGAGGGAAGUAAGCUGCACGGACUCGGUCGGCCCAAACCCAGCCUCAGCCUCAGUCUGAACUCUCAGAUAUCCUCGUCUUCAUCACUCGCACCUUCACCGAGCGCCGUCAAGGCACCGGUGGCUACUUUCACCCCGAGCUCGGAGACGAGCGAUGACGACACGGAGAGUCACCGCAAAGUGGACAAAGCAUCUGUGGCUGGGAAAAGGGAGGAGAGAGGAGGGAGGAAAGGGGGUAGAGAGAAACGGGGGGCAGGGGAGGGAAGUCCCUCUAACGCUGCCAGUCCUGGAUCAGGUUCAGGCCAAGGCAAAGGCACAGCCAAAGCCCCAAGUGGUCUGGUGGAGAGCCUGAAGCUCAUGAGCCUGUGCCUGAGCUCUCAGUUCCAUAACUUGACGGGGGGAGGAGGCGGAGGAGGAGGAGGAGGAGGCGUCGGCGUCGGUGUCGGUGGCAAUGGCGGUGUAAAUGUCGGGGUAGACAACCAGGACCGUCCCAUGUGGAGGAUGUGCAUGGGCGGCUCCACCGGGAGCCUGGACAAGGUCUCGCUCCUGGGCGGACCCUCCCCCCGGGGGAACCUCUACCAGCAGCCGCCGCUGGGCGACGUCCUGGUCGACCCGCUGCUGGACGGCCCCUGCUCGGGCUCGCUGAGGCUGGGGGAGCUGGACCUGGCCCGCGAGAACCACAGGAACAUGAAGAACCGCCUGAUGCAGAUGCCGCUGAGCGACAAGACUCUGUCCGUCAACAUCCACCGGAGUCCCAAGGAGGGUCUGCUCUGCACCCCCACCCCGCACAGCUGCUGCCAGGUCAUCUAGAGCACAGCUGCUGCACCUCCACACUCCUCCACACUCCUCCACACUCCUCCACACUACUCCACCUCCUCCACCUCCGUCCUGCCUUUGUUUUUGUUAUAUCAGCCUUGGCUCACGUUAUUUAUACAUUUAUCGCAGUUUCCUUUUUGUUCAACACUUGACGGUGGACGACUGGGAGACAAAAUGCAAACCUUGCACAUUUUAGAGACACAGAGAAAGUCUCUGUGGAGGAGACCGGGUGCCACGCCAAGUAUGUGAAGAAGCACUUUAACUCGAUGAAACGAGACACUGAGGAGGACGUUUGAACCUGCCGGUGUUGAGACAAGAGACGGACACUAAAGCAGUCGGUGCUCACACACUGCUGCGCUUAUAUAUACAGCACGGACACACGGACGUUCACUCCUUCAUCAUCAUCACUCCCAAUAAGCUGAUAUAAAGGAUGAGGAUGUUUUAGUAUCAUGUUACAUAUUUCGUGUACUUUAAACGCUGAUGAUUUUCCUUUUAUUUUUAAAUACAUAAUUUGUGAGAUUAUUUUUUUGGAGACAGCUGUUUUAUUAUUAUUAUUGUUAUUAUUUUUUUUUAAAGAAAAAAAAAACGUCCCGACUGAAAGAAUUAAGUGUGUUUUCAUUCACAAGUGGACAUAAUGACGACGGACAGACGGACGGCAGCACUUAGCGUACAGAACGACGGUGGCUCACAGUAUUUUGUAACGUAUUCCUGUUUUAUUUUUCUAUCUCAGAAAACGUGCUCUCUCUCUCUCCCUCUCUCUCUCUUUCUCUCUGUCUCUCUCUCUCUCUCUCUGGAACGUAACGCUCACAUUCACAAGAGUUUGUAGAUAUUGUGAAUAACCUCCUGCAGUAGUUCUCUGUCCCUGUAGUAUUUGACGGUGAAGUUGUAUCGCAGUAGAAACCCUGAAAAACCAACUAGAAUCUUAACUGAACACCACAUUUAACUCCUCACUCACUACUGGAUAUUCAAGGUUUGCGUUGAGCCCAGAGUUUAAAUCCCCCGCCGACACACACACAUAUAUAAGUAUAAAUGGCAGCUCUUUAAAUGAACAUGAACAACAGUCGUUUUCUGGGUGAAACUAAACCGUGUUUAUCCCGUAGCUUUUCCUCCUCCAGAAUCACGGUAGCCACAGUUGUAGCCGAGAAAACCACACAGAUUAUAACUCCAUUGCCCCGUUUCAAAGUAUCAGUCUGUGUAACUGGAUGUGUGACCCGACCCUCGUGGCAUAUAUUACCUGACAGUGCAUGUGUUUUUUGCUGUAGCAUUCUUCUAUUUAAAAAAAACCCACUGAGGUCAAAACCACCUCGAUAUCAUCCUAAUAUAAUAAUAAUAAUAAUAAUGAUAAUGAUAAUAAACGGUCACUUCACUGUAGCCUCACAGCAAUACCAGCGACUGCAAAAUGUACAACAAACAAAAACGUGAAAAAUGGAUGUGCCAUAAAAUCUGUCUUGAGCAUAUUUUGUCCUGUAUGUACUGUAUAUGAUAGAGAUCUAUUACAAAUAAACGGAUGUGAAUGCA